Messenger RNA from Balaenoptera acutorostrata (minke whale), 1254 nucleotides. RefSeq lists its product as uncharacterized. The record is from RefSeq and is a predicted model, not a curated record. Lineage: Eukaryota; Metazoa; Chordata; Mammalia; Artiodactyla; Balaenopteridae. The transcript is spliced from 7 exons. The coding region runs from base 1 to 1254 and encodes 417 amino acids.
AUGGCGUCUGGGGCCCGCUGCUGGCCUGCCACACGGUCCCUGGGACCCUUCCCUCAGUCACUGAGCCUGUCCUGCUCGGCCCGCCCUCCACCCACCUGGGCGCUGCACCACCUGGACCAGUUCAUCGGGGCCUCCCGCCAGGCUGCAUGGGCCGCCCUGUCUGUGCAGGCCUCGGGCAGGACCCCACGUCGUGCAGCCCUGCGGGGUGCCCAGCGCGGCACGUCGGGGCGGGAGGAGCCUGGGCCCGGGGUUGGCCGACCCGGCCUGGCCGGUGGACGGGUGGGGGCGGCCCAGGGCAACCAGGGAGAUUGGGAGCCGCGAGCCACUGACGACAGCGAGCAGCGCGGCAGGCACCCGACCUCUGUUUCCCGGAUCCCUGGAGAUAAGGGCCACCUGGCCAGGCACUCAACCCUCUCUGACUGUUUCCACGGUGCAGGCACUCAACCCUCUCUGACUGUUUUCCUGUUAACGGAAAGCUGCGGUUUAGCUGCAAGGCGACUGUGGAAUCCAAGCCAGAAGGCGGGUUGUCUGCAAGGACUUGCUGCUCAGGGCAGGACUGCACGCAGCUCUGCGGGGUCAGGCCCACCUCCACGUGCCUUCGCUGCAGCCCGCGUUCCCAACACUGGUGCCAGGGAAACAGGCCCCUUGCAGGUGUCUGCAGAUGUGAUCCAGGUAGGAAAAGGUCAUCCUGGGCACAGCAGGCCCCCAUCCAAUGACAGGUGUCCUUACAAGGAGAGGGAGAUUUGGACACAGAUACAGACACACAGCAGAGGCCAUGAGACGGGAGGGGCGCAGCCACAAGCCGAGGGACGCCAAGGAUCGCCAGCCACCAGCAGAAGCUGGAGAGGCAGGAAGGAGCCUCCUCCGGAGGCUUCAGAGGAGUGUGGCCCUGCCCACACCUUGGCUUUGGACGUCUGGCCUCCAGAACCAGCAGAGAACACAUUUCAGUUUGCGGGGAUGUGUCACGGCAGCCCUAGGAAGCUAACACAGCAGGGAACCCCUGACGCUGGGGCUUUACCUUUGGGUUUUGCUGUCAACAGCUGUUACGUGUCGAGAGCUAGGGCACUGCUGGCCGCCGUGCUCACAGCCGGGCGCUCCAGCCUCCCGCUGCCCGUCGGUGCCAGCCCCGCACUCCAAUCCCCCCACCCCGGUCCCACUGCCUGGCACAGCUCCUCUGCGGGCUCAUUGGCGUCUCUUUCACAAGCCCUCACUCUCCUCUUCAAUCUCACACCCCCAAGGUUUCUGAAACUCUGA